Pimephales promelas (fathead minnow) is the source of this 3615-nucleotide messenger RNA. RefSeq names its product receptor expression-enhancing protein 6. Lineage: Eukaryota; Metazoa; Chordata; Actinopteri; Cypriniformes; Leuciscidae. The record is from RefSeq and is a predicted model, not a curated record.
AUCAGCUGUGAGGGAGGUGGAAUCAUAUAUUUUUAUUAGAUUCGAUUGGUUGUCUAGUUGUACGCAGUGCCUGUCGGUUAAGUCCCGUGCAGCUGCUGGCUGAGACUCGAGGGACAAACUUUGCCUAAGUUAGUUUGCUUGGCUUGGAAAACUGUUUACAAUUCGGGUCUUGGUCACGGUCUGCUGUAGCCUAGGAGGGACAAAAUGAUGAACACUAUUACGGAACGUUACGAAGCAUUUUUUAAGCAGAAUAACGUGGUAACGGAUUUUCUAUCUGUUUUAGAGAAAAAAACCGGAGUUCAGAAACAGUACAUUGCAACAGGUGCAGUGUGUAUUGUGGGACUUUAUUUGAUAUUUGGAUAUGGUGCCUCUCUCCUCUGCAACUUAAUUGGUUUUGUAUACCCUGCAUAUGUCUCCAUCAAAGCCAUAGAGAGUAACAAUAAAGAAGACGACACCAAAUGGCUAACAUACUGGGUGGUUUACGGACUCUUUAGCGUGGCUGAAUUUUUCUCUGAUAUCUUCCUCUUCUGGUUUCCCUUUUACUAUGCCGGGAAGUGCCUGUUUCUGCUGUGGUGCAUGGCUCCGUUCUCAUGGAAUGGCUCUCAGAUCAUAUACACACGUGUGGUGAGACCUUUCUUCCUCAAGCAUGAAGCAGCAUUUGACAACGUUGUCAGUGAUUUGAGUGGCAAGGCCAAGAGUGCAGCAGAGAGCGUGGCAAAGGAAGGCUUGACAUUGCUGAACAGUGAUAAGAAUAAGUGAUUUGAAGGUGGGGAUAUGAAGAAUCAUUUUACCAGGAUCCCUGUGUUUACAUUUGUUUAAUUUAUUAAGUCACUGAAAUGAUUCAUCUUUACUGCAUCUGAGCCAGGCAGUGCAAUCAUCCCAAGAUGGCCCUUAAAUGUUCUUAAAUUUCUCAAAUGGUCUACAAACGUUCUUGGGAUACAAUUUUGUGUUCAUCCUAUAUUAUUUUAGCAAUUUGUAAGAAAAUGUUUAAGUCACUGUCUUUUAAUAAAUAAAACUGGAAUGAGCUAUGCCUAAAUAGAAAUCAUGUUCUCCAAAUUUAUAUCCGUAGUCUUCAUUUUUUUUUUUUCACCAAAUAUUAAAGUUGAACUUUAAGUUGCUUCUGUUUUGUCUCAGGAAAAGUUAAAUAGGCUUGUCUUCAUAAGUUUGUCUUUUUCAGUGUAGUAGUUUCAGGCAUGACCAACAUAUGUUGAUGUAUGAUGGUGUAUUUGCUACAGUAUGUUGUCUAGCUCUGGGGGUCACAUGGAUAACUAAAUUUGUCAAAUACCAUGCAUCAUAUUUCCCUUUCUGUAAGAUCAAGGUCAUUGUAUGUAUGUGAUUCUAGGUUGAUGCUGAGGUGCAGAUAUUUUAAAUUGUGACCUUGAACUUUAGACUUCUGAAGUUGUGGCUUGUAGGGUCAGUUUUGUGUUUGAGUCGAGGUGGCCCACUGAUGGCUUCAUUGAUGUAUUUGUCAACCUUGUCAACCCCUACUUUCUACGGCACCUUGGCUGCGUCUGAAAUCGUAUGAUCUCUUGACUAGGUACUUAUUUCGAAUAAGUAAUUACUUUUUGACUGCUAAAGUAUGUUCUAUAUAGUUUUAAUGUAAUCUGGACAUACUACAUUCGGCAUGUUGCCCUUAUGUGACCUACCUAAAUCAUCUGCGUCGCUUCACUGUCAUUCACAAAUCCUCUCCAGUGGCCUCGUGGGACGUUGUAUAGUGUGCACACUUCAGAAUCUCGCUGGAAGAAGUAGGUCAUUCGUGUUUUUUGCCUACUCUUAAUGUGAAUUCAGACAUACAACUUUUGUGACAUACUGCUUUUCGGCUACUAAAUGAGCCGUUUGCGAUUUCAGAUGCAGCUCUGGUUUGGUUCAUCGUGCAGAUUGAGGGUCAUGAAUCCAAGAUGUCAUGAGAGUUUGAGACGUAACUACAGGGGUGCGGGGUUGAUUUUUGUACAUUACUGCUAGAGAAAUUUAUACUUGUAGUAUUGUGGGUUUGAGAUCAGAAAAUGAGACCUAAAAAAUGAACACCAUAAACCAGUACGGCUGUUUAGAGACACAGUAUCUCCAGAUUUACCCAGAAAUAACACUAUUUUAGAGUUAUAGGGCAUUAAAACAUUAUACAUGGGGAUAUUAAGAUGUUAUGCAACAAAGCUGUUAUUUUAUGUUUUUUUUUCCCCAUAGUGUACAGAGAAAUAUAAAGCCAUUUUACACCCUUUCAGUAUGCUGAACUUGAGAAGACUAAUUACCUCCUCAAGCUGCAAAUAGGCUAUCAGUGAACAAAAACAGGCCAGGCUUCAUGAGUCAUUCUUUAUAACGGGAGAUAAUGGAAGUAUAUAAUUUGUAUGUACUUGUGAUGUUUUUAGUGCAACAGCACUGUCAGGGUUGUCAAUUAUUGUCAAUAAGAAUUUACUUUGUCAUUUGUGUAGCCUUUUUUACAAUUGUUUACAAUCUUGAUCUAAUUGUUUAAAUGAGUCUGCACCCUUCCCUUUAGUAACAUUUGCGGUGCUUGAAAUACUGUACUUUCAUACUAUUCAUGCUACAUAAGAAAAUAAAUACAUGUAUAUAUUUAUCAUAUUCUGUAUGUGAUAACCAAAUUAAUUCAAUAAUUAGCUUGAGAUGUUGAUUGUAUCUUACUAUACAAUGAGUCUGUUUGCCAUUACUAGUAUUUUUGUUUUUUAAGAAAUAGAAUGCAAAGCAUAAAGAUCUUAAUGUUUCCUUGGUGGCAUUAAUGAAAACAAAAGAUCUACAGUAAAUGUACACAAAUUUAAUAGCCUAUAUAUUUAUAUACAUGUUAUAUUUUAUAUAUAAAAAAUGCAAAUAGUAUGUGCACUUUCAUAUUAAUGGUGCAAGUGUAGAGUGUGCAAAUACAGAGGUUAAGUAUUUGCCAUAACAGAGUGUGUGCAAUGUUGUUUAAUUGGGCAAUGAGUAUGUGUAAUAUUUGUUCAGGGAAGGCAACAGUUGUAGUGCAAGUGGGAAUUCAAGUAUACCACGGGGACUCAGAAAGAAGUAAACAAGGGUGUGUGAAUCCCUAUCUGAUUGUUUAUUCAUGUUAAAAGCUGAGCUAUAGCGGAACAGCAUUCUCAGGUUACCUGUAUUGCACGAGGACUAUGUGAAUGGUAUGAAAGCGGUCUCAGUGCACCUGUGAGUAGGCCUACUCUAAGCAAACUGUAGAUCUGAGUUCACAGAGAUUUGGGUCUGCAUUGACCUCAAUCUGUUGAAGCACUAAUACUGACAGUUUCCAUUUAACCUCCUGAGACACGGGAGUUUACCUGGUGUGCAUUUUAUAAUUGUUCUUGCUAUUUGGGAUAAGUAGGACCUAAUAAGUAUAAUAACAAAAACUGGUGUUUGUACAGGAAGUAGGUUUUCUAUAAAAGGAUGUCCUCAUGCGAGGACAGUGGGUCUAUCUUAAACAAUUUUCUUUUCUUUUUUAAUAGCUUAAGAAUGGGCCAAAUGAUGGUGACUCCAAAAAUUUAAUGCCGUAUGUCUGAUGAAUAAGCACCGCCUGGAUGCAAUUGGCAAAUAAAUUCACACAAGAUUGUAUGAAUUUGGUCUGAAAUACAUGGAAAGGUUAUAUAUUUAUUAGUGUUGACAAUAAAGUCUACUUUUGCUCUUUCUGAA